AUGCUCCAGAAGCUCACAUCCUUCUGCACCGCAUUAAUCUACCUAAUCGCCCUAUUCUACUCGAUCCAAGACCUCGACGCCGUCUUCCGCACAGACUUCACGCUCUUCCCAACCGCCGAGAUCUACAAACAAGCCACAUUCUCCGACGAGGCCGCCAUCGGCCUAAUAGCCGUGCUCUUCCUCGCCACAUUCCCAACCCUCAUCGGCAUCUUCGUCACAGGCGGACGCAUGUGGUGGAGUCUGGCCCAGGACAACGCGACCCCAUUCUCGAACUAUUUCAGCCACGUCCACCCCCGGCUGAACUGUCCCGUCCGCGCAACCCUCGCCAUGGGCUCCAUCGUCAGCUGUCUGGGCUGUAUCUACAUGGGCAGCAGCACGGCAUUCCAGGCCCUGAUAUCCUCGUAUAUCGUGCUGAGUAGUUUAUCCUAUCUCGGGGCUAUUCUUCCUCAUAUGUUAACUCGCCGGGAGGGGAUUGUGUUGGGUCCGUUUUAUCUAGGGAAGAGGGUGGGCUUUGUGGUUAAUGUCGUGUCGGUGGGGUAUAUUCUGGUCACGGUGGUGUUUUUCUGUUUCCCGCUUGUGCGGCCGGUUACGGUGCAGAAUAUGAACUAUACCAGUGUGAUUACGGUGGGGGUUGUUGGUUUGACAGCUGUUUGGUGGGUUUGGAGAGGGAGGCGUGAUUAUAAGGGGCCGGGGUAUAGUUUUGAAGAGGCGCGGAGGUUGACGAUGGGGCGGACGCAGAGUGGGAAAGAGGAAGGGGGCUAG
Messenger RNA from Aspergillus affinis, 762 nucleotides. RefSeq names its product putative choline transport protein. Gene Ontology annotation, cellular component: membrane. NCBI's taxonomy places the organism in Eukaryota, Fungi, Ascomycota, Eurotiomycetes, Eurotiales, Aspergillaceae. Gene Ontology annotation, molecular function: transmembrane transporter activity. The transcript has a single exon. Gene Ontology annotation, biological process: transmembrane transport. The record is from RefSeq and is a predicted model, not a curated record. The coding region runs from base 1 to 762 and encodes 253 amino acids.